This is a messenger RNA of Suillus paluster, 1468 nucleotides long. RefSeq lists its product as uncharacterized. The transcript has 5 exons. The record is from RefSeq and is a predicted model, not a curated record. NCBI's taxonomy places the organism in Eukaryota, Fungi, Basidiomycota, Agaricomycetes, Boletales, Suillaceae. Bases 346 to 1317 code for a protein of 323 amino acids.
UACAUACGCCAAACGGAAGGACCACACCAUCUCUCACAGGCACAUCACAGACAACCAAGCACACGCGCAAAAUUCACAACUGCAGUCCUCUCCAGACAGAUGUCUCGUUACGAUGCUGCAGGAUCUCAAAAGAGUAGUAAGGCGCCAAGUGUGAACCAGGCAGUCAAUGGUGGGGAACCAGAACUGCUAAUUGUACUACGGGUCGGUCACGUUGCGGCCACUGUACAGACGGAAAGGCUGUGACAGCCCUAGCUUUGUUGUCACGUCGUGCAGCCAUGCUUGGCAGACCCCUAUUUUCAUUGUUAGACUUUGAACUUCCAUCUCCUUUCCACUUCACCCUUUAGAAUGGCACCCAAGUUGCAUGAUGAUGAUAUAAAGCAUCUUGGUAAUGCACCUCCCUCGUACGACACAAUCUCUAUGUCUGCAUCGGCGGAUUCUGUCAACUUCAAGCGACCAUUGAUAUGCUCCUUUCUACCCAUGAAGCAGAAACGAGUUCUAUCUUGCAUUCGUGAUAUUGUUCUCGCCCCUAACUUUCCCCCAUCGUCUGCUGCCCCAACUAUCAACGCCUGCGCCGCUGCCCUCCCAGCUGCGCGGUUUUCCGAUCUCCUGCAAACCUCCAAUGUCGAGGGUCACACGGCGCUGUACUGGGCAAUUGUGAACAACCGACGAGAAGCCUUUUUGGCCUUUGCUGGAUUCAUUUCUGAACUGUCGUCUGGUUGCUCCUCUGACUUGCGUCUCGCGUGCAUUGCAACUAGCGAUCAUGCAUCAUUUACCCAGUUGAAUUUGGGAAAUAGUGAUGCCAACGAAGAAGUUUUGAGACGCUCUUUGGGUUGUCCGCCGGAUGAGGUUCGGGUGAAUGAACUGGUUGACCAGCAGUUUGUUGCUUCUUUCCGUGUCAGGCUUUUCCAGAAACGCUUGCGCAUUACAAAGAAAUUGAGCUAUGAAUUCGUUGCGGGGGGACGUAUAUGGUUUUUGCGCUUUUAUAUGGACCCUAAGUGGAGAUGGCGCGUUGGCUUUGGUCUUUCUCCACCUAGCUUUCCAGCGCGGCCAAAAGGUGUACUUCUGAUAGAGGCCCACGCGGGGAAAGGGGAUCCUGGUUCUGAGAUUCCACCUCAGGGGCUGCAUAUGGCGUCUAGCGUCAUAAAGACGCUUGUGCCAGAUGGACCUGACUGUCAUGAAAUCCCUCCGGAAAAUGUAGCUGGUAGGCCUUUCAUCCACCACUCGUGGGAGUUGGGCGAUUGGGUGAUGUUUGAGAAUCCCAUUUAUGUAGACUGCGAUAGCACUCUACAUGCAAAGCUGGAGAUCACAUGCAAAUGAUGGUAGAUUGCAUGGCAGUGACAAUGGGAAGAUGGUGACGAUUAUUUAGGAGAGUCGAAGACAUGUAGGGCAUAUAAAAAAACACAACAACCCCCCUCUGUUACGUCUGUAUGGUAAUUCACGUCAACGCGAUCACUAUUGAAAACGCUUC